UUUAUAUAUAAAUAUAUAUCAUAGAAAUAUUUUAUUAAAAUAUUUUAUCUUUUGUCAAGCUGACAUGUGUAAUAACAUUAUUGUAGAUCAGUCUUAAUCAUAAACAUAUUACUGUGUCUAUAGUCAUAAUAAAUGAAAGAUUGUUUUAAAUUUUUUAAAACAUGAAUAGUCCUGUUUACCUAUUGUUUCAGACUAUCUCGAACAAUAUCAAAUUUGAUACGUUACGUUAAUUUACAUUAGCAAACUAUACGAACGAAUAAUAUUCUUCAGAUAUGGAGAGAUUCAAGGAAAUCGAUUGGAAUCCUGCAUUAGAAGACAUAAUAGAUGAUGUAUUCAUCAGAGACGAGAGAUUAGAACGGGAGAGUGCGAUGUAUAGGAUUAUGAGAGAUGAUUUUACAGAUCCGUUUGAAGAUAUUGAACAAGAUUAUGCUAAUGUUAAUAUGGAAUUGAUACAAAAAUUUCUCUCCGAAGAUCCUCUCACUGAUACAGAGCAAGAAGAGGAACAAAAAAUCGAUGACAAACAAAAAAAUAGGAAAAAAAAGAAUGUUGAUAUUGAUAGUAAACAAAACCAAGAUAAAAGGCCAUAUCUGCCUGGCAUAAGAAAAUUACCAUUUAAUUUUCCUAAAAGAUCUUGUUUGACUAAGGUUCAACAAAAUAUGUGUCUUCGUGUUUUAUUAAAAUUAUCCAACAAUAAACAGAAGGAGUUGAGCAAGGAAGAACAAUCAGAGAUGGAAUCUUACAUAGAGUUGAAAGACAAAAUAUUCGAAGAACAGAAAGAAUUUUUAAACUUUGCCAAGAGCAAAUGGAAUGACAGUUUCAAUUGGCCAAUUAAAUAUGAAAGAUUUAUAAUAUCUAAAUGGAACACAAAGAUGAAGAAGUUUCAAAAACUACCUAGAUAUUAUGUUGAAUUUAAAAAUAUAUCACUUUCGAUGCAACAAAUUAAUUCAACGUUUAAGAAAAGCAUUGAAAUAAAAUUUAUAUCUUGUUUACAUAAAUUAGGAUCUUUUUCUAAAAUGAUGUGGCCAAAGCUCGAUCGACCGAGUAUGUUAAACGUAAAUCCUGUAAUAUUGUUUAACAAAUAUCAAUGCGUCACGCAUAACAAAGUGACGCACUAUUUCAGAUUACCUGUGAGCGAUGAUACGUAUUGCGAGAAUCUUGCGAUGGAAACCAAAGCGGAUUUUGUUAUAUCAUCUAGUGGUCUUAAAUGCCUACUAAACACUGAUUUGUAUUACUUGAAUUCGUGGAUCAUACCGAUUGUAAUAAAAUCGCAUAAUGGGAAAAAUGUUGUUUACAUCGAUAAAAGAAUACCGUCUAGCCUUGCCACAAUACCGCAAAAAAACACUUGGGUAUACAAAUACAUCCUUAGGCACUGUUUUGCUGAUGCUAAUAAUGAAAUGUUUAAAGAAAAAAUGCAACACACAACAGAAGAUAAACCUGAAAAAGCCGCAGUCCAUUCGGAUAUAGAUAAUACUGAUUUGGAAUGUAGUGCUGAAUUUAAUGAUUAUCUUAAAAUCUAUGAAGAAGAUUUGUAUUCCACAGAUGCGGAAAAAUCGGAAAAACUGGGUGAUUCAGCAAAUGACAAUGAAACAAACGAUACCAAAACAAAUGUAAUGUACAAGCUUUUCACAAUAGGGCCAACGGAAUCUCUGAAUUAUGAAGUAGGGAAACAUGAUGUGAAGACAUAUCAGAUGUUGGUUCGUACAAAAAUGGAUGGCAUAGAGGUAUUGCCAAAUCGAAAAUCGCAGUAUGUAAUGUUAACACCAAAAAUGGAGCAUCAGCUAGGACUCGGAGCCGAAGCCGUAACAUUUGAAGAAGUAUCACAUCAGUGGGCGUCAUUGAUAUUUAGACCAGAGACUUCGUUAGCUAGAGUUAGAAUAGCAGCAGAUACUUCAGAAAUAAUACAAAUAGAAAAACACACUACAACAUCAUUAAGCAACGAGAUGAGAAGACUUUAUAAUGUUAAAAUAGAAAAUUCUUUAAGUAUUCUACAUAAUAUAAUUGAAGGAUUAUCAUCCUUGUCUUCUGGUCGAUAUAUUAUGCGCCAUGUCCCACAAAGAGGACCAUUUGCAUAUGUUUAUAAGCAAGUUGAAGAACCUGGGAAAAAUGUUUUUGAUUUACAUACGGUUUGUCAAUCUGCAAUAUUUCAAACUGUACCUAGAACACCAUGGCCACUUAUUGACACUAUAUUAACAACACCAGUAAUAAGACACUUUAAGAAAAUGCCUGCAAUGUUUAACGCAUAUCAAUCCUUUUCUGGUCAACCUAAAAAAAGACAAAAAAAAAUUGAUUUUACCGAAUCAGCUCCUCGAAGAAGUCUUCGACUAAAAGAAGUGAAGAAUGAGAAGUAAAAGAUAAAAUGCAACAAAAUUUUUUUAAAGUUUUUGUUUCGAGAAGAGUUUUACUCUUUCCAAAUAUCUAUUGUUUAUUUUAUAAUCCAUUCUUUACUUUUAUUCUUAUUUUGCUUUUACAAUGUUCUUUCUUUUGCAUUGCUUUUUUUACUCCAUGCAAUCAUAAAAUGAAAAUCGCAUAAAUCUUUCACAUAUACAUUGAUACGAUGAUACAGUAAAAAGCAAUGUAAGUGAAGAGUAAAACGGGGAGCACACACUUUUGCAUAAGCGCAUAAUCAUAAACAUAAAGAAAUUGAUUGGUCCACAAAUAUAUGCAUAAGGAAAUGAACCAAUCAAUUUCCUUAUGCUUAUAGUUAUGCGCUUAUGCAAAAGUGUGUGCUCCCCGUUUAAAACAAAAAAUAUUUAAUUACAUGUGCAAUUAAUGCAAUCUAAAGUAUAGCUAUAAUUUUAUUCAUAUAUAUAUAUAUACACAAAGUAUAAUAUGGAGAGAAUCACAAAGAAUAGAAAAAUAUUUAAUGGUUCCUACUAUUACUCUAAUGGUACAUGUACAGAAAAUGUUUAUUUUUUGAUUUUAAGUAAGAAAAGGAAGAGAAGAUAUAAUUAUAUAGGGGCAAUAGCGGAAAAAAACGCUGAAAUUUACCUUACAGUUACAUGUUAUUUGAUUUAUAACUUUAUACAUGUCUAUACAUGUAAAUAAUCUCCAUUAAUGCUUACAUUAAUUAAUAUUUUAAUAAAUAUGAAAGUAAAUUAGCUUUCAAAUAAACUUAGUUUGA
Molecule: messenger RNA, 3121 nt
Organism: Cataglyphis hispanica
Lineage: Eukaryota; Metazoa; Arthropoda; Insecta; Hymenoptera; Formicidae
Exons: 9
Coding region: 273-2348 (691 amino acids)
Biological process (GO): snRNA transcription by RNA polymerase III; snRNA transcription by RNA polymerase II; positive regulation of transcription by RNA polymerase III
Cellular component (GO): transcription elongation factor complex
Source: RefSeq, a predicted model, not a curated record